UCCUUCAUCCUCCUCCUCCUCUUCCUCUUCAACACCACAACAGUCGGAGCCUGUCGGAACUCUGACCCGCGGCUCUGCGGCUGGAGGCGGACACAUUCCUCUGUCCUCCCCCAGGACUCUGCGUGCCUGCCUGCCGGGGGGAGGGAGGGGACAGAGGGGGGAGGAAGGGAGAGAGGGCGGCGGCUGCUGCUGCUGUGCGCAUAUAAUUAGUUAGGAAGAAGAAGAAGCAGCAGGACGGGACGGGCCGGGCCGGACAGAGUCGCCCCCCUCAGGCUGCAGCCAGCAGUCCGACUCAGCUCGUCAGUGUGAACCGUUGCAGCGGAUUGGAAGCUGCUGCUGGACGCUUUUACUUUUCUUCUCCUCCAGUUUUUGGAUCAUAUCACUCUUGUUGUGAACGUGACUGUGCGCAGACUCGUGGGUUGAACGGAUCCGCGCCGCUGUGCGUAUUUUCGGUGCUAACUGAGUGAAGAUUGAUGUGGAAAUGUCAGCGCCGCCGCCGCGCACAGCUCGGCACACUCCAUCAUCCCGGCGGGGCUGCGGGAAGUAACUAACCACCUGUUGUGGAAGUUUCCUGGAGCCCGUGACGGAUAAACCCGAGCAGCUAAACCAGGCCGGCGGACACAGCCGAGUGACGGAGAGGGCGCGCGGGGAGCGGAAUGCGGCUUUUACGCACGGAGCAGACGCAGUUUCUGAGAAGAGGCUCUUCUGAUGAGCGAUAAGCUGCUGCAGCGUCGCUCCGGCCGCCCUGCUGUCUGUCUGUCUGCUGUCUGUCUGUCUGUCUGUCUGUCUGCCGUCUGUCUGCGCUGAGCAUGGUGCCAUGGUGCCCCGGCCUCACAUGAGCGGCACGCCGGAGCUCCGGUCGGGAUGGCUCGGGAGGACGCGGUGAGGUGUCUGCGCUGCCUGCUGUACGCGCUCAACCUGCUCUUCUGGCUGAUGUCAGCAUGUGUGCUGGGAGUGGCAGCGUGGAUCAGAGACUCCCUGAACACCGUCUUGACCCUGACAGCCCACACUAGGCUGGAGGAGGCUGCUGUCCUCACCUACUCUCCAGCUGUUCAUCCCGUCAUCAUCGCUGUGUGCUGCUUCCUCAUCAUCGUGGCCAUGGUGGGAUACUGCGGCACGCUCAGGUGUAACCUACUGCUGCUGUCCUGGUACUUCUGCAGUCUGCUGGUGAUCUUCUGUGUGGAACUGGCGAGCGCCGUGUGGACCUACGAGGAGCCCUCGGUGCAGCGCUCUGAUAUGAUCAGUCUGAAGUCGAGGAUGCCAAACUACGGCCUGCAGCGUUACCAGUGGCUCACACACACCUGGAACAGCUUCCAGACAGAGUUUCAGUGCUGCGGGGUGAUCUACUUCACUGAUUGGCUGGAGAUGACAGAGAUGGAGUGGCCUCCUGAUUCCUGCUGCUCCAAUCAGUAUCCAGGAUGUGCUCGCCACGCCCACUACCACGACCUCAGCGACCUCCACCAAGAGGGCUGCGGUCCGAAGAUCUACAGCUUCAUCAGAGGGACGAAGCAGCUGCAGGCGCUGCGUUUCCUGGGCGUGUCCAUUGGCGUGGCUCAGAUCCUCGCCAUGGCGCUCACCCUCACGCUGCUCUGGGCGCUUUAUUAUGGGAGGAAGUCUCCAGAGCUGGACUCAACGCUGCCGCCGCAGGACGACUCCGCCCCUCUCAGAGUGACUCAUGGAGCCUCUGCUGAAGCCUCACAGUCGGGCUGCAGCCGCUCCAAUAAAGGAUGUUCUGUUCUGACGGCCGCACAGAGCGGACUGCAGUUUGAGAUGGAGCGACUGUCGUAGCAGCUGAUCGGUCCAAACCGGUCUGGUUUCCUUUGAUCCAAAACACCUGAACCCACAACUUCAGAUCUGAGAACAAGGUGAUCACAGCAUUCAAAAGUCCAGAUGGUCUCAGUCUGAUGUGGUUUGGUCCCGAAGACAACACCUUCAUAAAUUCGCAGAUUGUGACAAGACGAUUUGACUGGACACAGAAACGUCUCUCUCUGACUUAAGUCCCGAGUUCUGCCCGUCCCAAACUUUGGACCUAAAGAGACCGUGGCUCUUUAUUGUUUCACUAAAACAAAUCUUUUAUUAAAGGAGAUGGUUGUUCAUGUAAAAGCCUAAAAAGGUGCCUGACUGACUGAUUGUUUAAGUGGUGCUGAUUCUGAUGAGCUGAUCGGGAGUAAAAACCUGUCUGGUUUCACUCCCUGAACAGUUCUACCUGACGUAAUGUUCAGGGUCAGAGUACAGCAGCUCUGAUUCAGCUCCUGUCUCUUUAAGGCCUCGGUCUGCUCUGAUUGGUUGGCUCACACACACCUGAACCAGCACCGCUGAUAUCAACAGAUCUGAUCAGAUCAGAUCAGCUGAGAUAAAUCAAUUCUUCUCUGGUCGAACUAGCACCAGCUUCACUGAUCCGUAUGUGCGACAUGGUGAUGUAGUGUGAUGUCACAAAAUUGAAGGCGGGACUAUUGACAAGGCGUUCAGGAGCAGUGUUUUCUGUGGGAGACACAAGCUUCUGUUGUUCACCUUUCUAACUUUCACAAUCUUUGACAUGAACGGGAACAUAAAACCCUGAAGGAGCCGUUGGCUGACAGUCGCUCAGUUCUGAUCCUGCAGUGUUAUUAAAGAUUCAGAACAGAAUGAACUUCUAUAAACUUUAUUGUCUACGAAGACAUCACUGAAAUAUUUAUUAGACCAGUUCACGUCAGGCAGCAUGUUAAUGACAAUGAUGAUUAAUGAUUAUUGAUACUGACUGGAGGAGGAAUCAUUUCAAAACAUUUUACAUCCUGAAGUGUUUGGACCGUUUGGUGUUUCUGGUUCUGUAGUUGUUUGACUGGACAUCCAUCAAGACGUCGCAGCAGAGAGUCAGAUGUUUCUGAGACAGAACCCACUGAUCCAAGUCGUUCGACCGACCCAACUGCAGACUGAGACUCUAACUUUUAGUUUUCCUUAUUACAACCAUUUCUGAGCUGUAACGUCUUCGGCAGUUUUGUUUACGACUCGGUCGUCACCGUGAGCUCAGAUCUGAAGCUGGUGAAUGAAGUGUUUUUUUAGUAACAGAUAUGAUGAUGAGGACUGACACAAGGUGGGUUCUGGUACUGUGUGGUUCUUCACUGGAUGAGAACAUGAACUGAAUGAACUGAAGCACUAAAGGAAACAACCACUGUAAGAACGGAGGAACGUUCUUAUUCUCGACACUAGAAAGACGAGUUGACUGUUUAAAGAAGUGAAGAGGUCCGGUGGAGCAGCAGGAGCCCGUCAGAGACCCGCAGAACUGUGCAUGAAGUGAAUAUUUAAUGUGUCCUUGUGUUUCUCACUGGAAUCAACUAAACAUUACAGCAGGAGAGUAAAGUGAGGAGCAGUGGUGAGCAGGGAGGAGGAGGUGUAGACAGGAUGGUGAUGAGUGUUGAAGCUGCUGCAGACAAAUAAAACAACCGUCAUGAAUCUGAGUCGUGCAUCUGUCAGGAAACACAUUCCCUCAUGUACUGGAUAAAAGAGUGGGCGGAGCCACUGUGACAUCACCCACAGGUCUCUGGGGAGCCAGCAUGAAGGUCUGGGGGUACCGGCCACCGUCAGCUUGGCAGCACCCGACUCCACCCGACUCCAUCCGACUCCUGGCUAAUCAAAAACAGGUGGAGCGAGUCUAGUUAGUAAAGAAGGCUACAGAGCUGGAAGCUACCAGGCUAGCUAAUGCUAACAAGCUAUCAGUGUUCACACAGAAAGA
Messenger RNA from Acanthopagrus latus (yellowfin seabream), 3709 nucleotides. It is a transcript of the gene tspan12, whose product is annotated as tetraspanin 12. Lineage: Eukaryota; Metazoa; Chordata; Actinopteri; Spariformes; Sparidae. Bases 865 to 1788 code for a protein of 307 amino acids. The transcript is spliced from 7 exons. The record is from RefSeq and is a predicted model, not a curated record. Gene Ontology annotation, cellular component: membrane.